AUGAUUUGGACUUGGAUCCAUCAGAGGAAGCAAUCAAGGGGUUGGGAUACAAAGAAAGCUGAGCAUACGUCGAGGCAGGCCAAGAAAUCACAAUAUGCUGUUCGAGCAAUUACUCGCUCCGCUUUGAGCCACAAAGCCCAAGCCCUUUUGCAGAGAGGUGCUGAAGUCGUGGAGGCCGACUUAGAUAACCCUUCCUCGCUAAAGGCCGCUCUCGCCGGUGCACAUACUGUCUUCGCCAUGACAAACACUCAACAGGGUGGCAACACGGUUGAGAUCGAGACCCGGCAGGCGGGUGCGCUAUGUGAAGAAUUGGUCAAUGCUGGAGCGAAAUAUGUCAUCUGGAGCUCUCUCCCGUUUGUCCGCGAGUUUUCGAACGGCAAGCUCAAGGUCAACCACUUCGACGUGAAGGCGGAAAUCGAGCAGCGCAUCCGCGCCCUGCCGAUCAAAUCGUCCUUCUUUGUUCCAGCAUUUUUCAUGCAAAACUUCUCCAACGUCAUGGCACCAACUCCGGCAAACGACGGGACGUAUGUGUUCGCAAACUCCUGCACUGAGAGGACUCUGAUGCCACUCAUUGACCCUACUGAUACUGGAAAAUGGGUCGCGGCUAUCCUCGCAGAGCCGGACAAGUACGAAGGGAAAUCCAUUGCUGCCGCCCAAGGCCUUUACACCUGGAGCGAGAUUGCCGAGGCAGUUUCUGCCGCUUCCGGAAAAGUUGUCAAGUUUCAGGCGGUGCCGGAGGAGACAUUCAGGGGUUGGCUGCCGGAAGGACUGAGAGACGAUUUGCUUGAUAUGUAUUCACUGUUCAGGGACUAUGGAUACUACGGGCCGACGAUGAAGGAGGACAUUGAGUGGGGAGUGAAGCAGGCAAAGGGCAAUCUUACGUCGUUGGAGGAGUUUUUGAGGCGGGAACACUUUCAACUGAAAUAG
Messenger RNA from Ilyonectria robusta, 927 nucleotides. RefSeq lists its product as uncharacterized. The transcript has 2 exons. Lineage: Eukaryota; Fungi; Ascomycota; Sordariomycetes; Hypocreales; Nectriaceae. The record is from RefSeq and is a predicted model, not a curated record. The coding region runs from base 1 to 927 and encodes 308 amino acids.